AUGCUCGCCGCGCCGCCGCCGCCGCCGCCUGAGGUGGCGGGUGAGGAUGAGAGCAGUUGCCGCGGUGUCUUCAUGGAGUUCAUGACCAAGGUUGCUCAGUUCGAGGAGCUCGCUGAUUCUGGGGAGCGAUUGCUUGGGAGAUUUCGUGAGGAGCUUGAGUAUUUUCGUAGGCAGCAGAUUCCUAAGGAAUCAGAUGUCAUGAAGCAGAUACUUAAAUCCAACUGCACUGUCAGAAUGAGGUCCUAUAUUGAAGCUGGCUGCAGGCUUCACUGCCAAAACAUCUCAAACAUAAAUCAGCUAAGCUCAUGCGAAGAUAGACUUAAAGAUCAUAUAAAGAAAGUUAAGACUUUGCUUGAAGAGCUGGAAUGUCUAGUCGAGAAUGUCUAUGGCAUCACACUAACAGCCAGUUUAAGUGCUCUGGAAGUUUCAGACAGUCAGUGCCUUGACAACAUGCUAAGUACCGAUUGCUGCUCCAUGGAGGGUGUUGCUACACAAGAGGAGGAUAAAAGUGCAGAUCAGUUGGACACGGAUGUAUCGUUCGUUACGGUGAUGGUCAUGGUUCGCAACAUGCUGAAGCUUGACUACAUGAUGCAGGAAAAGAUUGUCAGUGCAUUGUCCUUGAAAACACCUUCAUCAGAGCUCGAGGGAUACUGCCUCAUGUUGAAUUUACGGCCAUACAUUGAUGACGAUGUGAUGCGUCUUGCGUGGAAAAUGUGUCCCUGA
Molecule: messenger RNA, 723 nt
Organism: Miscanthus lutarioriparius
Lineage: Eukaryota; Viridiplantae; Streptophyta; Magnoliopsida; Poales; Poaceae
Source: the annotation of a GenBank genome assembly